AUGACUAAGGAAAAAGUCAUCAUAACUAUUAUCACGGAAUUCUUACUUUUGGGAUUUCCUGAUGACUGGAUAUUACAGAGACUGUAUGUUGCCCUCUUCUUCCUCAUUUACCUAACAGCAAUGAUGGGAAACCUCCUCAUUGUCACUCUCACCAGCAUUGACCGGCACCUCCAAGUGUCCAUGUAUUUCUUCCCGAAGAAUUUGUCCUUAAUUGACAUGUGCUUUAUCUCUGUCAGUGUCCCCAAGUCCAUCAUGAACUCUCUGACUAGCAGUCAUUCCAUAUCUAUUCUAGGAUGUGCCACACAGGCUUUUCUUGUUAUGUUUGUCACUGGCACAGAGUUUUCCCUCCUUAUAGUCAUGUCUUAUGACUGCUGUACUGGCAUCUGCCUUCCUCUGCACUAUGAGACCAUCAUGAAUAGAUAGACUUGUGUAGAGAUGGCAACUGCAUCUUGGCUCAGUGGAUGUGUCUGUGGCUGCAUUCAAGUAGCAGGUACAUUCUCUACCAAUUUCUGUGGGCCUAACUUAGUUAAUCAGUUCUUCUGUGAUAUUCCAUCAUUACUUACACUUGCAUGUUCUGGGGAGCAAGUUCUAGAAUAUGCAUUUAUCAUUGCUACCUGUUGUUUUGUUUUUGUAUGGUUUCUUGUAAUGGUUGUCUCCAAUGUUCACAUUUUCUCAGCUGUCUUAAGGAUUUCACCGACUCAAGGCAGGUUCAAAACUUUCUCUACAUGCAUCCCCCACCUCAUUGUGGUGACCUUGUUUCUCUCCUCUGGAAUUACUGCAUACUUAGGUUCAGCCUUCAAAUGCUCAACAUCAAUGAACUUCAUUAUGUCCAGGUUAGAUAUCUUGUUACCUCCAACUCUGAAUCCUGUCAUUUACAGUUUGAGAGACAAGGACAUGAAGGUGGCCCUUGGCAAAAUGUUUGGUGGAAAAUUGUCCUCUAAGAUAUAUGAGGAGCCAAAACUGGACUAUGCACUCCUGGGCAGCAGUGAUCAUGGAAAGAAACAGAGCAACAGCUUGGCACAUUAUGAUGAUGAUGACGAUGACGAUGAUGACGAUGAUAGUGAUGAUGAUUGGG
Messenger RNA from Orycteropus afer afer, 1075 nucleotides. RefSeq names its product olfactory receptor 14A16-like. Gene Ontology annotation, molecular function: olfactory receptor activity; G protein-coupled receptor activity. Gene Ontology annotation, biological process: G protein-coupled receptor signaling pathway. NCBI's taxonomy places the organism in Eukaryota, Metazoa, Chordata, Mammalia, Tubulidentata, Orycteropodidae. Gene Ontology annotation, cellular component: membrane. The record is from RefSeq and is a predicted model, not a curated record.